Messenger RNA from Arvicola amphibius (Eurasian water vole), 401 nucleotides. RefSeq names its product acyl carrier protein, mitochondrial. Gene Ontology annotation, molecular function: acyl carrier activity; acyl binding. NCBI's taxonomy places the organism in Eukaryota, Metazoa, Chordata, Mammalia, Rodentia, Cricetidae. The annotation marks the transcript as partial. Gene Ontology annotation, biological process: fatty acid biosynthetic process. The transcript has a single exon. The record is from RefSeq and is a predicted model, not a curated record. Gene Ontology annotation, cellular component: mitochondrion.
CCCCCUUUGGCAUUAGAGGGAAUUAAGGACCGAGUGCUGUAUGUCUUGAAACUCUAUGACAAGAUUGACCCAGAAAAGCUCUCAGUAAAUUCUCAUUUUAUGAAGGACCUGGGCUUAGACAGUUUGGACCAAGUGGAGAUUAUUAUGGCCAUGGAAAACGAAUUUGGAUUUGAAAUUCCUGAUAUAGAUGCAGAGAAGUUAAUGUGUCCACAAGAAAUUGUAGAUUACAUUGCAGAUAAGAAGGAUGUAUAUGAAUAAAAUUUCAGAGCCUUCUUCCUCAUCCGGAGGACUCCGAGAAUGCCCGAUUGCAUCAUGGCUGACUGACAGUGGUUCUGUUGGACUUGUAUUUAAAUUGUCUGAGUGUUUUACCCUUUAAAAAUAAAUCUAUUAUAAAACUAAAA